AGCAUAUCAGUAGGCUCUUUCUUUACCUCACCUUACCUACGGAUACUUCACCUUACUUCCCGGUCUGGUUGGUCCUUCCUCACCUUGUCUAUGAUGGCAUGGUAAGAGGAAGGAACGGGCGGCAGAGGCGCACCUGCCAUUCUUCUACCUUAGCUGGCGGUUAUUAUGUAGUAGUAAUGCCAUUCAUUGGCAGACCCAAUAGCAUUUGCUCUUUCCCGAAACAAUGGACUAAUUUCCCUCCUUCCUUUCUUUCCACUCCUCGCCCUUCCAUACCUUCCCAUACCUUUCUUUACCUUACCUUAACCCAUUUACCCAACAUAUUCGUCCCUCAUUCAUCAUUCAUCACCGGUCAUCCUUGGCCAUCUUCAUCUUCCCAUUCACUCACUGUUUGCAUCUUCCUUCUUACUCUUUGUUGUUUGCCAUUCUUCUACCGCCUUCUUACCGACCACGCGCCCCCAUUUCUUUCAAAUUUUUUAUUUUUUUUUCCGCCUUUCACACCCACCUCUUCUUCACCUUCCCACACCCCCCGGUCCAAACAACUUCACCCUCCAAGUGGCAAGUACUGGCGCCCUUGACAGCUUCCAGUUCUAUUUUCGACCACCACCAUACGGAUAGACGAGGGGUCCCGCAUCUUUGCAUCUGGGAUCUGGAUCUAAUUCAUUUUCACUCUAUUUGUGCCUGGCACC
This is a messenger RNA of Colletotrichum phormii, 686 nucleotides long. RefSeq lists its product as uncharacterized. Lineage: Eukaryota; Fungi; Ascomycota; Sordariomycetes; Glomerellales; Glomerellaceae. The transcript is spliced from 2 exons. The coding region runs from base 99 to 575 and encodes 158 amino acids. The record is from RefSeq and is a predicted model, not a curated record.